Molecule: messenger RNA, 2376 nt
Organism: Lathyrus oleraceus (garden pea)
Lineage: Eukaryota; Viridiplantae; Streptophyta; Magnoliopsida; Fabales; Fabaceae
Product: probable hexosyltransferase MUCI70
Exons: 8
Coding region: 295-1719 (474 amino acids)
Source: RefSeq, a predicted model, not a curated record
UUUUGAGCAUCAAUCACCGACGACAAGCAAAAACGUUGUUUUCUACUGUCGGUGUCAUAAAAAACAAAAGCUUCGAAAAAGAACAACUGAGAAAACCAAAAAUCGAAACUUUUUCAUUUCUAGUAAUUAUAAAGUUCGGAUCCUGAUAUAUUCGAUUCUAAUUUUUAUUUUAUUCUCACGCGCUACAUCACCCAUCAUCAUACACCCUCAAUUAUCUCAUUCUGGGAUGAUUUUCUAUCUUUGCGUUCGUAUUUUCGUUAAUCCCAAUAUUUCGGUCUAUGUCUGAAUUUUGGGAUGUUCUCUGGCAUGGCUCUUUUGAGAAACAAUGCUGAAUUAUUUCCGGAGAGAAGACUCAUCAUUGAUGCAGCUUUGAAUUCUGUUGCUAAAAGUGAUCAUGGCUCUAAAAUUGUACGUCGUGGUGGUAGAAGGUUCAGUAGGAUUACUAAACAAAGACUUUUGCGCUGGAGUUUCCUCCUCCUGGCACUCUUUUCCAUUUUCUUAACUGUUUAUGGACUGAAAAAGUUUUUACAAGCUAAAAUCGAAUCCAGAUUCUCAACUCCAGUUGAUCUUGAGGGAGAGCGUCACCUAGAAGAGACUAGAUAUUUAUACAACUAUGGAAGGCCACCUAAAAGCAAGCGUCGGAAGCAUUUUCCUUGUGAAGUUGGACUUCGGCAAUCAGUAGAUGGCCUUAUUGAACCCAAAGAUUAUAUGAACUUCACAUGGGUUUCUCUAGAUUAUGUUGUCGGUGAAAAAAAAACAUCGGAAAAUGAUUUAUUUGAACCUCGAUUUGGAGGGCACGCAACUCUAGAGGAAAGAGAAAAGUCAUUUUAUGUGAAAAACCAGACAAUCCAUUGUGGUUUUGUCAAGGGACCGCCAGGAUAUCCAAGCAUUGGAUUUGAUUUAGACGAAAAGGAUAGAGCAUACAUGUUCAGCUGUAAGGUUGCAGUUUCUUCAUGCAUUUUCGGAAGCUCGGAUUAUAUUCGGAGGCCUACAAGUAAACUGAUCAGUCAAUAUUCGAAGGACAAUGUUUGUUUUGUCAUGUUCAUGGAUGAUCAAACACUGUCCAAACUUUCGUCAGAAGGAAACCGUCCUGAUGAAAGAGGUUACAUUGGCAUGUGGAAAGUAGUUAUUGUAAAAAGCUUACCAUAUGAUGACAUGCGUAGAACCGGCAAGGUGCCAAAAUUUUUAUCACACCGUCUCUUCCCAAAUUCUAGGUAUUCAAUUUGGCUUGACAGCAAGAUGCGACUCACAUCUGACCCUAUGCUGAUUAUUGAAUAUUUUUUAUGGCGGACGAAGGCAGAAUAUGCCAUUUCAAAUCAUUAUGAUCGUCACAGUGUCUGGGAGGAGGUACUCCAAAAUAAGCGCUUAAAUAAAUACAACCACACAGCAAUCGAUGAACAGUUUAGCUUUUACGAGUCUGAUGGCCUCCCUAGGUUUGAACCAUCAAACGAAAAUCCUCUUCCAAGCUAUGUUCCCGAGGGUUCCUUUAUAGUCAGGGCGCAUACACCAUUGUCAAAUUUAUUUUCAUGUCUUUGGUUUAAUGAAGUUGAUAGAUUUACAUCCCGUGAUCAAUUAAGCUUUGCUUAUACUUAUUUGAAGCUCAGGAGAAUGAAUCCAGAUAAACCAUUUCAUCUAUAUAUGUUCAAGGAUUGCGAACGUAGAGCGUUGCUGAAGCUAUUCCGGCACAGGACAGGUCCAUCUCCACCAGGGACUGCUUGAACAGUUCCACCUCUAGAUUGCUUGGUCAAUUCCAUCUCCUUAAGGUUCCUUUUGUUUCCACUUGAGAAUAUAUUGGUCAUUUUGAUUGUUCAGUGUCAUCAUUAGAAUUCAAAUCAACGUGUAACUGCAGACUUUUUGUACCCCAGGGAUCCAAAUCCCAAGGGAUGCACACUGAAGAGAAAGGUAAUUAUACUUGACAUCCCUUCCAGCAUGACUAGUAUCAUUUUGAUGUGUAUGUUUUAAGCUGGAUCAGAGAAAGGCAAACUCAACUAUAGCGAAAGCGGAUUCUUGAUCUUCUUGCAUCUGUGGUUAAAAAGUGAUUCCUGAUGCAUUAUUGUUGCCAAGAGUCGGGGUCCAAUGGAAGACCUUGUGAGCGUAAGGGCAAGUUGAUCAACGAACAAUAGUUUGUUCAGCUUCCUUGUGUUUUGAGUUAAUUAUGGAGGAAUAGAUGAUUUUACUAACAUGUAAAAUUAGUGGCUUAGUAGAGGUUAUUAGUUAGAGGCUUAAUGCAGGAGGUAACAACUUUAAGGAAAUUGCCCAUACAUUUUGGUCAAUCAGGAAUUUUCCUUUUGUAACGCGCCCCGAUAUGAAAGCAAUGAACUACUUUGAUUCAUAGCCAUUGUAUUGCAAAGUAUUAAUAACAUGUUUUUAAUAAUA